Bactrocera oleae (olive fruit fly) is the source of this 7472-nucleotide messenger RNA. The record is from RefSeq and is a predicted model, not a curated record. NCBI's taxonomy places the organism in Eukaryota, Metazoa, Arthropoda, Insecta, Diptera, Tephritidae.
CUUUGUGUAUCGCAAUGUUUACACAUUUGCUAACAUAGUCGUCUAGCUCGAGACUUGUCGACUCAAUGUAGGUAACAUAUACAAACUUAUAGGUGCAAAUACAUGUAUUUUUAAAGUUUUGGCUGCCUAAAGUUCAAAUUUUUCUGCAUAUACAACGUGUGUGUAUAUACAUAAUUAUUCUGUAUAUUUUUUAAUGUUUUUGUAAUUCCCUUUUCGUGCUGAGCACCAACCCACUGAGUGGCCGACUUCAACGUAUGAGUAUUUGCUGAAUGUACACUCACUAUCUUAAAUGUUGUUGCGUUGGUUUAUCUCCAAUUCCCAGUGGCGAGUCGCAUUACUUCGAGACGUUCGUUCAGUGUUGAACGGUGAUCUUACGGAGUCAGAUCGUUUGAACGGUUACUCGAAUGUAAAGUACGGUAUUUUUUUAAAAAAGUGAAAAAAACAUAGUGUUUCGGUUGUGUGUGUGUAUUAAAACAUGCAUAUGGUACAUAUGCAGUAGUGUGUGUAAGGUGCCUACAUAAAUACAUAUAGACAAACUUCAUAAAUACUUGUAAGUGCAUAUACAAAUUGUGUGUGUACAAGAGGAGUUGGGCUUUUAUCAACAACUGGACUCGGUCAACGAUUUUGCACUGGAACUUUAAGCACUGUCGAAAAUUCACACCACUUCACACCAUAACAAGUGGAGUUACAACAAUGCAUUUGCCCACACGCAAUGCAGGAAGCACUAUUUCGUAAUCAUCUAGCAAGAAGAGGUCACCGCGAUAUUUUUCUCCACACACGCGCACGAGGAGAGGAAGUUAAAUACACACACAGUCGAAGCUAUUCUAAGAUUACCAACAGCUCGUAAUCGCACGGAAUAAGUUCAAGCAAAGAGCACAAGUGCCACAGCUUUUCAAGUAGAGGCGGCAUAACAAGACGAAGAAGAAGAAGGAGUAGAGGAAGAAGGCAGCAACAAUAACACAGCACAUUAAAAACUAGAGCUUGCGUACUGAUUUUAAAUCGCCUGGUUACAACCGGAAAUUGCAGAAACUACUGGCACACACAUACAUUUACACAUUCACUUUACACACAUACACACACACACACAUGCGCGCAGUCAAAACAACACACAAAUCUUAAAAGUAAAGAAAUCUAAAAGCAAUUAUUAAGCGAAACUAUACAUAAAGGCGCACCACGCUUCGUGUCGCGUCGUGUCGUCGGUAUAGACUGCUCCCUUUCCACAAACGAACGCCAUACUAAUACACAAACCGAGUAACGGGCCACUUAAUCACCGCCAGAAUUUCUCAUCAAUAAUGUCGAAGUCACAACGCGGCAGCACAUAUGGCUGCCGCCUCAACUAUAACAACAACAAUAACAACAACAACACCAGCAUCAGAACGCUUAUCGCCGUCUGCCUGUUCGUAUUGCUGAGCAGUUGUGCAGUAUCAACAACACAGGCACAGCGGCUGACUGGGCGUCGCGAUCGUCCCCUAAAUCCGCCUAGAGAAUACAAAAAGACACAUCCAUGUGAACGUUCCUCAUGCUACCCGGCGACGGGUAAUCUAUUGAUAGGACGUGAAAAUCGUCUAACCGCCUCGUCCACUUGUGGCAUACAUACGCCAGAACGUUUCUGUAUACUCUCGCAUUUGGAGCAUAAGAAGUGUUUCUUGUGCGAUACACGCGAGGAUACGCGCAAUGAUCCCUAUAAGAAUCAUCGUAUCGGACAAAUCAUCUACAAAACGAAACCGGGCACGAACCUACCCACCUGGUGGCAAUCGGAGAACGGCAAAGAAAAUGUGACCAUACAAUUGGAUUUGGAAGCCGAGUUUCACUUUACCCACUUGAUCAUCACGUUCACCACUUUUCGGCCGGCGGCUAUGCUGAUCGAGCGCUCGUUUGAUUUUGGUCAAACUUGGCAUGUGUACCGUUACUUCGCUUACGAUUGCGAGGAGUCAUUCCCCGGUGUGCCGAUUGUAUUGCGCAACAUCACCGAUGUUAUGUGUACAUCGCGCUAUUCCCACGUGGAGCCUUCACGCAACGGUGAAGUGAUCUUCCGUGUGCUACCGCCGAAUAUCAAUGUGUCCGACCCGUAUGCUACACACGUGCAAAAUAUGUUGAAAAUGACCAAUUUACGUAUCAAUUUCACUAAACUGCAUAAACUGGGCGAUAAUCUGCUGGACAAUCGGUUGGAAAUGGAGGAGAAAUAUUACUAUGGUAUCAGCAAUAUGGUGGUACGUGGCUCAUGCUCUUGCUACGGUCACGCCUCGCAGUGUCUGCCAUUGGAAGGCACUGAGUCGAAUGAAUACGAUAUGGUGCAUGGCCGUUGUCAGUGCACACAUAAUACUAAAGGUUUGAAUUGUGAAACUUGCGAAGACUUCUUCAACGAUCUGCCAUGGAAACCGGCUUUCGGCAAACAGACCAAUGCCUGCAAGAAAUGCGAAUGUAACGAACAUGCGGUCAGCUGUCAUUUUGAUGAGAAAGUCUUCGAACAAUCGGGACGCAUAUCAGGUGGUGUGUGUGAUAAUUGCAUGCACAAUACGCAGGGUCAGCAUUGUGAGGAGUGUAUGCCGUUCUUCUAUCGUGAUCCCGAACAGGAUAUACGUAGUCCGGAAGUGUGUAGACCGUGUAAUUGCGAUUUGAAUGGUGCUUUGGAUGAGGGCAUUUGCGAUUCGGUGAACGAUCCCGAAAAUGGCAUUGAGGCGGGCGCUUGCCAUUGCAAGAGCAAUGUCAAGGGCCGUCGUUGCAAUACCUGUAAAGAUGGCUUUUGGAACUUGUUACCCGAAAAUCCUGAUGGUUGUGAGCAAUGCACAUGUAACACGCUCGGCACAAUUGAUAAUUCGGGUUGUAAUAUGUACACCGGUGAGUGCACGUGCAAGCGUUUGGUUACCGGCAAGGAUUGCAAUCAAUGUGCACCACAAACUUACGGGCUCUCAGAGUCGGAGGAUGGUUGUACGCUGUGCGCUUGCGAUGUUGGUGGCUCAUAUGACAAUUUCUGCGACGUUAUAACGGGUCAGUGUCGCUGCCGUCCACACAUGAGUGGACGCAAUUGCUCACAGCCGAAACAGAAUUAUUUUAUACCACCAUUACAUGUCGUACACGAUGUUGAGUUUGCCGAUGUGUGCAUAUCGCUUAAUAAUAAUGGUAAUUGCACUGUUGUGCCAUAUCAACCGCUGCCCGAUCGUUUGCCCGACUACACCGGUAUCGGCUUUACACGGGUACCGGAAAACUCGGAAUUUAUAAUAACUGUGGACGAUAUACCAAGCUCCAUGCCCUACGAUGUGGUGAUACGUUAUCAGACCACUUCACGUGAUGACUGGGAGAAAGCUUAUAUAACACUUGUACGUAACGACGAAGUAGAUCCGGAUGGUGUUUGCGCAUCCAGCGUACAACCCGGUUCGAGUGUGUACGAAACGCGUAUACCAUUUACUUUACCCGAGCGCGAUCGUCAAGUUGUGGCACUACGCAAUGUCUGUCUGGAAGCGAAUAAGGUGUAUAAGUUCAAAAUACAUUUCGAACGACGUCGUCAAAAUGAAGACAAUCCCUCUGCCACAAUUAUGAUUGACUCACUGACGCUGGUACCACGCAUUGAAGUAACAUCGGUAUUCACUGGCUCGAUUGCUGCCGAUCUGCGCCGUCGCGAAUAUAUACAAAUGGGCUGCAAUCAGUCGCUGUAUGACAUACGUUACACCAACAUUGUGGACCCACGUUGUCAAGACUUGGAGAAUUACGCCAGCACGGAGAUACAUGAUGGCGCGAGUAUGUGUAACUGUAACCCGACAGGCGCGCUGAGUAAGGAAUGUGACCCACAUGGUGGUUUCUGUCAGUGCAAACCGAAUGUAAUGGGUCGUCAAUGCGAUCAGUGUGCUCCCGGCACGUAUGGUUUUGGACCAGAAGGCUGUAAAGCUUGUGACUGUAAUAGUAUUGGCUCGAAAGACAACAACUGUGACCUAAUUACGGGUCAGUGUGCUUGUCACCCCAAUACCUACGGACGUGAGUGCGAUCAGUGUCAACCGGGUUAUUGGAACUUCCCCAACUGUCAGGUGUGCGAAUGUAAUGGACAUGCUCAGCAAUGUGACGCCCACACUGGUCAAUGUAUCAACUGUUUGGACUUUACAAACGGUUAUGCUUGUGACGCUUGUUUGGAAGGCUAUUACGGCAAUCCCUUGUUGGGCAGUGAGAUAGGCUGUCGCGCUUGCCGUUGCCCCGACACAGUUGCCAGCGGUAAUACACAUGCUGAAGGCUGCUCGCUUGAUACACGCAAUAAUAACAUGAUUUGUCACUGCAAAGAGGGUUAUGAUGGCGGACGUUGUGAGGUCUGUGCUGACAAUUAUUUCGGCGAUGCCGAGACACCAGGCGGCUCCUGCCAAAAAUGUGAUUGUAGCAACAAUAUCGAUCUUUAUGAUACCGGAAAUUGUGAUCGACGCAAUGGACAGUGCUUAAAAUGUCUUUAUGAUACGACUGGCGAUCAUUGUGAGCUCUGUCGCAACGGUUAUUUCGGUGAUGCGUUACAACAGAAUUGCGUACAAUGCGAUUGUGACUUUUUGGGCACGAACAAAACGAUUAUGCAUUGCGAUCGCUAUACCGGCCAAUGUCCGUGCUUGCCCAAUGUACAGGGCAUACGUUGCGAUGAAUGCGCGGUAAAUCAUUGGAAAAUCGCUUCCGGUGAAGGUUGCGAAGCUUGUGAAUGUGAUCCAAUUGGUUCCCUAUCUGAACAAUGUAACCGUUAUACCGGUCAAUGUGAGUGCCGAGAUGGCUUUGGAGGACGUGCUUGUAAUCAAUGUCAAUCGAAUUACUGGGGCAAUCCGAACGAAAAAUGUCAACCCUGCGAAUGCGAUCCCUAUGGCUCGGCAGACUUCCAAUGCGAUCGUGAGACCGGACAGUGUGUCUGUCACGAAGGUAUGGGCGGUUAUAAAUGCAAUGAAUGUGCGCGUGGUUAUCAAGGGCGUUUCCCGCAUUGCGCACCUUGCGGCGAGUGCUUCAACAAUUGGGAUUUGAUUUUACAUGGUUUGGAAGACGCUACCGCAGAGGCCAUACAGCGUGCGAAGGAGAUCAAAUUAGUUGGCGCUACCGGUGCGUAUACGGCAGAGUUCAGCACUUUGGAUAAGAAAUUGCAAAAUAUACGGGAUCUGUUACAAAACACUACUGUUAGUUUGCAGGACAUUGAUGCUUUGGAUAAGGAAGGUGCGGAACUCAAAGAAAAACUGCAAGCUUCACACAGUAAAUUAUUAGAGACCGAAGAGAACUUAGAGAAUAUACACUCAUCUUUGAGUCUAUCCACUGUUGAGCUCGAAGCGUUGCGUAAUCAAUCUGAGCUCGUGAAAAAAUUGUCAAAGGAACUCAAAGAGAACGGCAUACAGCUGCAGGAAUCUAAUAUCGAAGGUGCACUGAAUCUAACACGAAAUGCAUUCGAGCGUGUAUUGGACUUGUCCGCAUUGAAGAAUGAAGCCGAAGACUUUGCGGCCAACACAGAUCGCAACUGUAAGCGCGUCGAAACGUUGUCGAAUAAGAUAAAGGAUGAACAAGAUAUGAUCAAGGCGAACGAUGGCAUCAUUACUGACCAUCGCUACGAGCUUUUAACGCUAACCAGCAUGAUACCCGGUUUAAAUAAUGAAGUGUGCGAUAAGAGUGGCGAUCCGUGCGAUUCGCUUUGUGGCGGCGCCGGUUGCGGCUCCUGUGGCGGUCUUUCCUGUGAACAUGGCGCCCUAACGCGUACCGAAAAGGCGCUUAAAGUUGCCAAAGACACCGAACAAAAAAUUAAAGAUAAAAAGGAUGUAGCCGAUCAAACUAUACGUUCACUCUUCCAAGCUAAAGUCAACGCGUCCGAAGGUUAUCAGAAGGCAAAGAGCGCCUUCGAAGAUGCCGAGCGUUACCUCAAUCGCACCAAUGAGAACAUUAAAAAGGGUGAAGCCACGAUCGAGCAACUGAACAAUUUCAUAAACAAUAACACUGCACUGCCCACCGAGAGUCGUGACAUUGCACAGCAAACACUCAAGCUAGACUUGAAAUUGGAUCCCGAAGAGAUACAAGUAUUGGGUGGCAAAAUCAACGAUGCUGUAUCCUCACUCAAAAAUGUCGAAUCUAUUAUUUACAAUACACGUGGCGAUCUAGCGCGCGUAAACGAACUGCAAGCGAAGGCAAACACAACCAAAGAAACUGCCAACGAAAUAUUAGAUACUGCCAAUUCGGUAGUGAAGAAUCUCGACGACGCUGAUGCCUCACAACUGAAGGCCAUCGAUGCCAUAUCACAAGCCAAUGGAAAUAUCGAACUUGCAGCCAAGGAUUUGGAUCAAAUCGAUCUGGAGACUAGCGAAGCUGAAGCGCCAGCUAAUGCAACAGCACAACAGGUUGAAGAUCUGGCCAAACAGGUUAGCCGUAUACAAAAGAAUAUACUUAAAAAUGAAUUGGACGCUAAGGAAAUCAAGAAUGAAGCGAUUGCAGUGAAAGAGGGCGCCUUGAACGGACGCGAAUACUCCAAACAAUUGCAGUCGGCCACGAAUUUAGUCAAUCAAACGUUAAGCGAUCGUGCGCGCAACUCGGAGAGCGCACGUGAACGCGCCAAGAAACUGUUGCAACGUGCCUCCAAACUGACCGUUGACACUAACGAUAAACUGAGUCAACUGCAGGUGAUGCAAGACGUCUAUAUGGAGAAGAAUAAUACUUUGCAGAAGUUACAGGAUGCUUUGAAGCCGCUCAACGAUGAGCUGACUUUGUCGCUGCAGCAAAUACAGGAGCAUGCCGAUCGUUACAGGCUGUGCACCGGCUAAAGCGGCAAGCCACGUGCAUCUGCAUAAGUUAGUUGGAAUAAAAACGCAGUGUUGCAACAUUGCAUUUAUACUUAAUAACAAUAGCCUUUGAUAACUGCAAUAAUUUGCUGAUUUUUGCGCAUUAGAAAGACCAAAACUCAAAUAUAUCGAUUUUAAAGCCAGUGUUAAAAAUGUUAGCUGUGCGCCGGGGCGGCUGCGUCGCGUUUAUUAAUUUCUUUUUUUCUACCCACAUUCACUUUUUCUAUUCUCCAAUUGCAUUGUAAGCCAUAUUGAUGAACAAAAUAUUAAUUUUAGUAAAGCACAAAAUAAAAAAAAUUAAAAACGAAAACGUGUCUGUUGUAAGCAAAUGUUAUAUUUUAUAUACAUUUAUAUAUAAAAUAUAUUUUACUCUAUGUUAGUUUAUUUAAAGAAGCCAUCUCUAAGAAACAGCAAAAACAAUUAAAACAAAAACAAUUUUUAAGCAAAAAGUACUUGAAUGACAAAAUACGAAAGUCACAUUCAUUUACUUUAUACACAUAUACACACACACAUAUAUAUACAUACAAUACAUAAACAUAAAACCGAUAAGCAGAAGAACGAAUAAAUACGUCUCGAACAUAUGAAUAAAUUAUGUGCCUUAAAUAACAUGUAAAAUACAAUUAGAGAUUGAUUUCUCUACUAAAUAUUUUGUUGUAAUAACUAAGUGUAAUUUUUGUAUUAAUGUAUUGAGCCAAUAAAAAUGUUUACAAA